AUUUUCCUUGAUAAGCAUAUCUAUUGAAAACACACACUUAUUUUCUUUCUUCUCUCUCUUUCUAAAAAAAACAACUUGUGCCCGUGUCUCUCUAUCUCUCUCCUCUAACGGGUACCAAUCGACGAUUAGUCCAAAAUCGCCUCGUCGUCUUCCGCUCAAAUCGGAACGACGGUAAUCUCACCGUCCGGCUCUUCUAAGCUACCACCGACGGCGACACACGAACUUGUGGUCCAAACCCGAAUCCCUUAAGAAACCGAAACCGAAACCCGGACCAGGAAACUACCUUUUUUUCCCAACAAAUUUUAGCCGCCGGCGAUUGACUUACCGGCGAAUGGAAAGGAUUCUGGAGAGAUUGCAGGAGAGUUGACAAGAAGCUACCUGCUGCAUUGUGUUUGUAUGACGCAUAUCUGAUAGUAAGAGGUGGUAAUAAUUUUUUAAGAAAUUCCACGUGAGAGGAUGGCUUUUUUUAGGAACUAUCCAAACCAAACAGUUUCACAUGGUGUACUUGAAGAAAAAGGCCAGGGACAGCGAAUUGGUAGAAUGGUGGGGAAUGAUGAUAUAGAUGUUACUUCAAGUGAGCGAGAAUUUGAUAUCAAUGUUGAUGCGCAAUAUGAGAGUGAAGGGGAAGAUACUGGUCGGAUGCAGGGUGAUGCAGCUCCUGACAAUGGAGUUGGUGCGAGUAAUUCACAUGUUCAGUCUUCAGGAAGAAGAAAUGCAACUGGAAAAUGGGGUUCAACUUUUUGGAAGGACUGCCAACCUCUUGGUGCUCAAGCGGCAUCUGAUUCUGGGCAUGAUUCAAAAUCAGACUAUAAAAAUGCAGAAGGGUCAGAGGAUAAUAUAUCAGAUGGAAGGGAUGAUAGAUUAGAGUCAGAAGAUGAAGAUGGGCAAAAAGAAGUUGGUAAGGGGCAAAAGGGCCACUCAGAUGUCCCUGCAGAUGAAAUGUUGUCUGAUGAAUAUUAUGAGCAGGAUGGGGAAGAUCAAAGUGAUUCUAUGCACCACAAAGGAUUUAACCACUCAACUGGGUUGUUUUCUAGGGCUCAUUCAAAACCUGUACCUCUUAAUAACAAUUUCUCCAGGAGUUCAAGGGCUUUAUGCAACAACAAUGAUGACGACGACGACGACAAUGAUGACACUAAUGAUGAUGGUGAUGCUGAUUACGAAGAAGAGGAUGAGGAAGAUGAAGAUGAUCCUGAUGAUGCAGACUUUGACCCUGAUUAUGGUGUUGCUAGUGGCCAUGCAGCGAACAAGGAUAAAGACUGGGAUGGUGAAGAUUCGGAUGAAGAUGAUGAUAUUGAUGAUGAUAUUAAUGUCUCAGACGAAGAUGAUUCAUGCUACAUGAAGAAGUCCAAGGGUAGGCAACAAAGUAAAGGCACAUGUAAUGCAAAAUCUUCCAGAGAAAUCAAGUCAUUACAUGCUUCAAGUCGACAAAAGAGGGGAAAAAUGUCAUUUGAAGAGGAUGAGUAUCCAGCAGAGGACUCUGACAGUGACAGUGAUGGGGAUUUUAAGAGAAUGACAAGGAGAGUGCAUAUCCGCAAAUCUAAUGCUAGAUCCACUAUGUCGAUGGAUCUCAAUGGCAGAAAUAAUGAGGUUCGGACAUCUAGUAGGUCGGUUCGAAAGGUAUCAUAUGUUGAAAGUGAAGAAAGUGAAGAAAUUGAUGAAGGGAAAAAGAAAAAGCCCCAGAAGGAAGAAAUUGAAGAGGAAGAUGGCGACUCCAUUGAAAGAGUGCUUUGGCAUCAGCCAAAGGGCAUGGCUGAAGAUGCUAUAAGGAACAAUCAAUCAACAGAGCCUGUUCUGUUAAGCCACUUAUUUGAUUCUGAACAAGAUUGGAAUGAGAUGGAGUUCUUAAUCAAAUGGAAAGGCCAGUCACAUUUGCACUGUCAGUGGAAAUCUUUUGCUGAAUUACAAAAUCUGAGUGGUUUUAAGAAGGUGUUGAACUACAUGAAAAAAGUGAAUGAAGAUGUGAAGUAUCGGAGAAUGCUUACACGCGAGGAGAUUGAGGUCAAUGAUGUGAGUAAGGAAAUGGAUUUGGAUAUAAUCAAGCAAAAUAGUCAGGUGGAGAGAAUUAUUUCCGAUCGAAUCAGUAAUGAUAGCUCUGGGAAUGUUGUGCCAGAAUACUUAGUCAAGUGGCAAGGACUGUCUUAUGCCGAGGCAACCUGGGAAAAGGAUACAGAUAUAGAAUUUGCACAAGAUGCAAUUGAUGAAUACAAGGCACGUGAGGCUGCAAUGGCUGUACAAGGGAAAAUGGUGGAUCUGCAGCGAAAGAAAGGCAAAGCAAGUUUAAGGAAGCUUGAUGAACAGCCAGAAUGGUUGAGAGGAGGAAAGCUUCGUGAUUAUCAGCUAGAGGGGUUGAAUUUUCUUGUUAAUAGCUGGAGAAAUGAUACAAAUGUCAUUUUAGCUGAUGAGAUGGGUCUGGGAAAAACAGUGCAGUCAGUAUCCAUGCUUGGUUUUUUACAGAAUGCACAGCAGAUCCCUGGGCCAUUUCUUGUUGUUGUGCCGUUAUCCACUUUGUCCAACUGGGCUAAAGAAUUUAGGAAGUGGCUUCCUGAUAUGAAUGUUAUUGUGUAUGUUGGUACACGUGCCAGCAGAGAGGUUUGUCAGCAAUAUGAAUUCUAUAAUGAUAAGAAAGCUGGGCGGCCUAUAAAAUUUAAUGCACUGUUGACUACAUAUGAAGUUGUUCUGAAGGAUAAGGCAGUCCUAUCCAAGAUCAAGUGGAAUUAUCUCAUGGUUGAUGAAGCUCAUAGGUUGAAAAAUAGUGAGGCACAGUUGUACACAUCCCUAUCGGAAUUUAGCACCAAGAACAAGUUGUUAAUUACUGGAACUCCUUUACAGAACAGUGUGGAAGAACUUUGGGCUCUGCUUCACUUCCUUGAUUCUGACAAGUUCAGGAGCAAGGAAGAUUUCGUUCAAAAUUACAAGAACCUGAGCUCAUUUAACGAAAGUGAGCUUGCUAAUUUGCAUAUGGAAUUGAGGCCUCACAUUCUCAGAAGAGUUAUCAAGGAUGUAGAGAAAUCUUUGCCACCAAAGAUUGAACGUAUUCUGAGGGUUGAGAUGUCCCCGCUCCAGAAACAGUACUAUAAAUGGAUUUUGGAACGCAACUUUCAUGACCUGAACAAAGGAGUUCGUGGAAAUCAGGUUUCGCUUUUAAAUAUCGUUGUAGAAUUGAAAAAAUGCUGCAAUCAUCCCUUCCUAUUUGAAAGUGCAGAUCAUGGUUAUGGUGGGGAUUCUGGCAUUAAUGAUAGCAGCAAGUUGGAAAGGAUUAUUUUGAGCAGUGGAAAGCUGGUUAUACUUGACAAGUUACUUGUCAGGUUGCAUGCCACAAAACAUCGUGUUCUGAUUUUUUCCCAGAUGGUUAGAAUGUUGGAUAUACUGGCAGAAUAUAUGUCGCUUAGGGGUUUCCAAUUUCAAAGGCUAGAUGGUAGUACAAAGGCCGAGUUGCGUCAGCAGGCUAUGGAUCACUUUAAUGCACCUGGCAGUGAUGAUUUCUGCUUCCUUCUUUCAACUCGAGCUGGUGGCCUAGGCAUCAAUCUUGCUACAGCUGACACAGUUAUAAUAUUUGAUUCAGACUGGAAUCCCCAAAAUGACUUGCAGGCAAUGAGUAGAGCUCAUAGGAUUGGGCAGCAAGAAGUAGUUAACAUUUAUAGAUUUGUCACUAGCAAGAGUGUUGAGGAGGAUAUUCUGGAGCGAGCUAAGAAAAAGAUGGUUCUUGACCAUUUGGUGAUCCAAAAAUUAAAUGCGGAGGGUAGAUUGGAAAAGAAAGAAGCAAAGAAAGGGAGUUACUUUGAUAAAAAUGAGCUUUCUGCAAUUUUAAGAUUUGGUGCAGAGGAACUGUUUAAAGAGGAUAGAAAUGAUGAAGAGAGCAAGAAGAGACUAUUAAGUAUGGAUAUUGAUGAAAUCCUUGAAAGAGCGGAGAAGGUUGAAGACAAGGAGGCUGGGGGAGAGGAAGGGAAUGAAUUGUUGAGUGCUUUUAAGGUUGCCAAUUUCGGUAGUGCUGAAGAUGAUAGGACUUUUUGGAGUCGUUGGAUAAAACCUGAAGCAGUUGCUCAAGCUGAAGAAGCUUUGGCCCCUCGUGCUGCAAGGAACAACAAGAGUUAUGCUGAGGCGAAUCAAUCUGAGAGAAGUAACAAAAGGAAAAAGAAAAAUUCUGAGCUUCUGGAACCACAAGAGCGAGUGCAUAAACGUCGCAAAGCAGAUUAUUCUGCUCUUUCAGUCCCAAUGAUUGAUGGAGCAUCUGCGCAAGUGAGGGAAUGGUCUCAAGGAAAUCUGUCCAAGAGAGAUGCAUUACGCUUUUCUCGUGCGGUUGUGAAAUUUGGGAAUGCAAACCAAAUAGACUUAAUAGUUGCAGAGGUUGGUGGAUCAGUGGCAGCAGCUCCCCCUGAUGCACAGAUUGAGCUUUUUGAUGCUCUGGUAGAUGGUUGCAAAGAAGCAGUUGAUGGAGGAAAUAUGGACCCAAAGGGUCCUUUGUUGGACUUUUUUGGCGUCCCUGUGAAGGCUAAUGAUUUGCUGAACCGUGUUCAAGAACUUCAGCUACUAGCAAAGCGAAUUAGUCGUUAUGAGAACCCCAUUGCACAAUUUCGAGUUCUAAUGUAUCUCAAACCUUCAAACUGGUCUAAGGGUUGUGGCUGGAACCAGAUCGAUGAUGCAAGACUGCUCUUGGGAAUACAUUAUCACGGAUUUGGCAAUUGGGAAAAGAUAAGGUUAGAUGAAAGGCUUGGCCUCUCAAAGAAGAUUGCUCCAGCAGAACUACAGCACCAUGAGACCUUCCUGCCACGUGCUCCAAAUUUGAGGGACCGUGCAAAUGCACUUCUGGAAAUGGAACUUUCUGUUGUUGGUGGGAAGAGUGCCAAUGCUAAGGUGGGUCGUAAGGCUUCCAAGAAGCAGAAGGAAAACGUUGUCAACAUCUCUGUAUCUCGCAGCAGGGUCAAGAAAAGAAAACCUGGUUCUUCUAUGGUUGGUGUCCAUAUGGGAAAGAAUCGACCUCAGAAACCUCAGAGAGCUGAGCAGUUGGUGAAAGAGGAGGGUGAAAUGUCAGAUAAUGAGGAAUUAUGUGAACAGUUCAAGGAAGUGAAAUGGAUGGAAUGGUGUGAAGAUGUCAUGGUUGAUGAAAUUAAAACCCUUAGACGCCUCCAAAGGCUUCAAACAACCAGUGCAGACCUUCCAAAGGAAAAGGUGCUUUUGAAGAUUCGGAAUUACCUACAGCUUAUUGGGCGGAGGAUAGACCAAAUUGUUUUAGAAUAUGAGGAAGAGUUUUAUCGGCAAGACAGGAUGACUAUGCGAUUAUGGAACUAUGUCUCUACCUUUUCAAAUUUAUCAGGGGAGAAACUUUAUCAGAUUUAUUCUAAACUUAAGCAGGAGCAGGAGCAGGAGGAAGCAGGGGUUGGACCCUUCCACAUGAAUGGUUCUGCAUCUGGUACAGUGGACAGAGAUGGUGAUGCCAAUUAUUUUCCUUUGACACGCCACGUUGAGAGGCAAAGAGGGUACAAAAACAUGAAUGCCUAUCAAAUGUCAGAAUCAAUUCAAAAAGGUCAUGAUAAUGGGAAAUUUGAAGCAUGGAAACGGCGGAGAAGAGCUGAAGCUGAUGCUCAUCCCCAACUUCAACCGCCCUUGCAAAGACCAACUAGUAAUGGUAACCGUUUAACGGAUCCUAAUUCAUUGGGGAUUCUUGGGGCUGCACCAUCUGAUAGUAGGCUUUUUAAUAGCGAGAGACCUUUUCGGAUGCGUAAAACUGGUUUUCCUCCAAGACAGAAUUUCUCAUCAGGGAUAAAGUAGUAGUAGCAUUUUGAUGGAAGAAGAGCGGCUGAUCGAAAACUGAUUUCUGUGGCUUUCUCGGGUCGCAACAUUGCAUUAGCCAUUGGCCAUACUGUGGAAUUCUUUGUCUACAUCAAAAUAAGAACUUUCAGCAUCCUCUCUGUUUUAUAUGUAGCUGAUCACAAGCUUUCCGUCAGAUGGGCAAUUUUCAUCUGUGAAAAGGCGGCUGAGAAGAAGACCAAACUUGAUUAACAUGAGCAAGGUGCAUCUUGCAGCAAUUUUUUUGUCCGUUAGGAAAUGAGUCCAGUAAAUUGUUUACGUAUAUAGUGAAGAAUUAGUGGAAAGGAAUUUUAGCGUCUAAUUCAAUUUGAAAUAUACAUACAUGAGCUGGACAAUUUACAUGUAUUCUGCCAUGUGGGAAUUGUACAUUAUCAGUUUUGCGUAGCUCCGAACUCUCGUUUUCCCCUUGUUUCCAAUUCUGAAAGAAUGUUCAGGCUUGGUUCCUUCGUCAUUUCUUAUGAAAUAAUGUAUAUUCUUGAGCCUA
Molecule: messenger RNA, 6289 nt
Organism: Manihot esculenta (cassava)
Lineage: Eukaryota; Viridiplantae; Streptophyta; Magnoliopsida; Malpighiales; Euphorbiaceae
Product: protein CHROMATIN REMODELING 5
Exons: 31
Coding region: 457-5766 (1769 amino acids)
Biological process (GO): regulation of transcription by RNA polymerase II; nucleosome organization
Cellular component (GO): chromatin; nucleus
Molecular function (GO): ATP hydrolysis activity; ATP-dependent chromatin remodeler activity; ATP binding
Source: RefSeq, a predicted model, not a curated record